Messenger RNA from Miniopterus natalensis, 4086 nucleotides. Lineage: Eukaryota; Metazoa; Chordata; Mammalia; Chiroptera; Miniopteridae. The record is from RefSeq and is a predicted model, not a curated record.
CAGCGGGUAUUUGUGUUGUUCUGGGCCUAGGUGCAAUGACAAUGGAUGCCAUCUUAGCUCGACUGAAACUCCUGAACCCAGAUGACCUCAGAGAAGAAAUUGUCAGAGCCGGAUUGAAAUGUGGACCCAUUACUGCAACCACAAGGUUCAUUUUUGAGAAAAAAUUGGCUAAGUCUUUAUUAGAGCACCAAAGAACCCUGCCCUCACACCCUCCCGACCAGGCUGCCCCAGGUGCCACAGCUCUCAGCCAGGACACACAUGGGAUUUUGAAGUCUGCCCUACGGAGCCCGGCUGAACAGAUCGGCUUUUCUGAGGACAGAGAUUUUGGUUAUAAUGUGGGCUUGAAUCCUGUGGCAGAAGAGGACCUGAAGUCUCUUAAGACCUGCUCAGUGCCCCUCAGUGCUGUUGCUGAGGUUGACAGCCCCAAAACGGUGGUGAGGGCCUCCACUGAGCCCCCUCUGUACUACGGGGUGUGCCCAGCCUACGAGGAUGCCCCGGCAAGAAACGCAGAAAGGAUUCAUGUAUAUGAAGACAAAAAGGAAGCAUUGCAAGCUGUCAAAAUGAUCAAAGGAUCCCGAUUUAAAGCCUUUUCAAGCAGAGAGGAUGCUGAGAAGUUUGCUAGAGGAGUUUGUUGUUCUUUCCCUUCUCCGAGCAAAGCUUCACUACUUUCUCCUGUGAAAACAGCAUCGCUCUCCAGCAGUGGCGGGUUCAGAGCAACAGAUGGUUUAUGCUUAUCUGAGUCAGAAACAGUAAACAAAGAGCGAGCGAACAGCUACAAAAAUCCCCGCACUCAAGACCUCACUUCCAAACUGCGAAAAGCUGUGGAGCAGGGAGACGAAGAAACCUUUUCCGACCUUAUCUGGAGUAAUCCUCGGUAUCUGAUUGGUUCAGGGGACAACCCAACCAUUGUGCAGGAGGGAUGUAGGUACAAUGUCAUGCACGUUGCUGCCAGAGAGAAUCAGGCUUCCAUCUGCCAGCUGACUCUCGAGACACUGGAGGACCCCGAGUUUAUGCGGCUCAUGUACCCAGAUGAUGCCCCGGACAUGCUGCAGAACCGCAUUUAUUACAUCCUCGACCUGUACUUGAACACGCCUGACAGGGGGGGCUACGACACCCCGUUGCAUUUUGCUUGUAAGUUUGGGAAUGCUGAUGUGGUCAACGUGCUUUCUUCACACCCUUUGAUUGUAAAAUGCCCACGGAAUAAAUGUGGUAAAACACCUGAAGAUGUUAUUUGUGAAAGAAGCAAAAAUAAAUCUGUGGAGCUGAAGGAUCAGAUUAGAGAAUAUUUAAAGGGUCACUAUUACGUGCCACUCCUGAGAGCAGAGGAUACGUCGUCCCCAGUGAUCGGGAAGCUGUGGUCUCCAGACCAGAUGGCCGAAACCUCUUACAUUGGCCAUGGUGGAGGUGGCCCCAGAGACCCUGUUCUGACCCUGAGAGCCUUCGCGGGGCCCAUGAGUCCAGCCAAGGCAGAAGAUUUUCGCAGACUCUGGAAAACCCCUCCUCGAGAGAAAGCAGGCUUCUUUCACAAUGUCAGGAAAUCCGAUCCAGAAAGAGGCAUGGAGAGAACAGGAAGGCAGCUGGCUCACGAGCUGGGGUAUCCUUGGGUCGAGUACUGGGACUUCCUGGGCUGUUUUGUUGACCUGUCUUCCCAGGAGGGCCUGCAGAAACUGGAGGAAUAUCUCACACAGCAGGAAGUGGGCAGAAAAGCCCAACCAGACACAGGAGAAAACAAAGCCUGUCUUCAGGAGAAUGCCUCUGCUUUUGGCUGUUGUGGGAAUUGCAGCAACUCCAUCCCUGUGAGGGCCUUUCUGAGCGAAGACAAUUCCAUGAGCUUGGAAGAGAUUAAAAAUCGGCAGAACACAGCGCGAAACAACAACCAGCCCACAGACAGGGCUCUCAGAGACUCGGGGUGCGACAUUCUUCCCUUGGAGCAGAGGACAAACCUCAUAGAAGACUCAGCGCAGACCUGUCUCCACAGCAGCAGGAAUGGGUUCUACAGCCCCCCGAGCAGUGGCAAGAGGACCAUGGCCGCGAGCGGGGAGGGAGCCCUCUCGCCACCUGUUUCCGGCUUGACUGUCGAGUUCAAUAAGCUCAAAUUGCAGAGUCUAGGAAGUGGAUUUUCUGAGACACCAAGUAAAUGUGUGAAGACGAGAGAUAAGAUCCUGGCAUCUAGAAUGGACGCAGUGAAAAGUGGUAUGUUAGAGCCUCCUGCUGAUGACAGACUCGGAAGCAGCCAAGCAGGGACGGAAAGCGAGAUGUCAGCGGGGAUUGCUAACUUGUGCCUGGGUCCCCACAGUCCUGGACACGAGGCCCAGCACAUCUGCACCUCCAAGCCCUCGGGCGUCCCUGCAACAAAUGAACCUGCCUGGAGGCUCUUCCUUUUUGGGGAGGAGCCGUCCAAACUGGAUUGUGAUGUCUUGGCAGCUCUGGAGGGUGCAGACGUGGACCCUCAGCGGCACCCUGCUGUGCACAGGUGGAGGCGUGCCAUCCUGGGCUACCCGCCCUCUGACAGACAGAGUUGGCCGAGCCCUGCGAUAAAAGGGAAGUUGACAUCUCAGCUGCCGGAUCUCAGUUGCCCUCCCAGCUGCAGCCCAGGGAGAAGUGGGCCCUCUGGGGGCAGCCCCAGGAAGCCUGGCUCCGCCCCCCACUCCCCCCGUAUGGGCAGCCCCGGGCGCUACAGCCCUGCCAACGGCGGCCACCUCCGCAGGAUGGCGCACCUGGCCCAGCUGGCAGCCAUGUAGGGCUGGCGCGCAUUGCUGGUUCUCGCUUCAUUAAAGAAGGGUAAUGUGUUUUUUGCUAAAAUUCAUAGAAAGUGUAUAUUCUGAUUAAUUUAUUAAUCCUCAUUUUGAGAGUAAAAACUUUAGAAAAUGCAAAUGUUCCAUAUAAAAUGGAGGUUUCUGGCAUUUUGGGAGAAGUUGAUGAAAGCACAUUCAGAUACUAGUUUUCUGAAAACUGUCUGCGGUGACAAUACAGAUCACAGUUACCAUCCUGGUUGCCUGUGAAACAGUCGGGAGCCAAGGCUGCUUGUGCUCCCAGGAAUCCCGGUGGGUGCCGGGAGGUGGGGUUGCUGUGCUGGGAGCAGCCUCCCUGCAGGAGCCGUCCUCACUUCAACUCAGUCCUGAAAACUGAGGUGAAUUUUGUUCACCUUCCUUUUGUGGGGAGGGUUUUUCACUUCCGGGUUCUACUUGGUUAGAUGAAGAUAAAGCUUUUCUCUCAGACAAAAUCUGUAAUGAGUGGGAGGCACAUAAAUGUCACCCAGGAUUUGGCAGCAGCCACAAGGAGGUGUUUUCUCUCUCACCAGCACUGGACGUCAGUGUACUUUGUCUGUUGUCAGUGCAGUGGAGAUGGGAUGGUCUGUAAGUUCCCUGUUUUUGAAAUUAUCCCAUAUUUUAGAACUUAUUUCAGUUGAAGUUCCUUCAUAAAAGUGUCACAUUUUAGUACAGAAACUAGAGGUUGACUUUUGACAGGUUCGAUCCUGGUUUAGUUACUAGAGUGAGGUUUACAUUAGCCUCCACCCCACCCCCAAUCUGCGCGCGGAGUGUGGGGGUCACAGCUCCCUGUGCCAUAGUGGAUGCCCAGGGACAGACACUGGAGUGACAGACGACUGCUCACGCACCAGCAGUAUUUUGUGUAUCUCCAGAGUGAGAUCAAAUGAAAACUCUACCAGUGCUUUUACUGACUUCAGUGCCUUUUGUAAAUCAUUUUUUAUUUUCCUGAACUUGCUCUUUGAGAAUGUAUAGUGAUACUAAGUAGGCGUGAGAUUCUUUUUUACUCAUAAAAGUUUUAUUUCUUUCACACGAUAACAAGGGACAGGUCAGGAAUAUUAGAAUCAAGAUUUAGAUUUAAAAAUUCUAAUGGCUGUUGGACAAGGUGUUUUCACAUGUAGUGUGGCCGACAGUCUAGAUAGAAGACAGAAAAUACAUCUUCUAAAAUCCAGGGGCAUUUAAAACCGCAUCUUUGCUCUCAGCAGAAAUCAGAAAACAGAUGUGUUCACAGUGCUGAUCUGUUUUUUCUAGAAUCUUACCCUACUGUCCUGUAUAUUGCUGUAAAUAUUCAAGUGGAAUUAAAAUAGUGUUUUUGCUGUAA